Gryllus bimaculatus (two-spotted cricket) is the source of this 558-nucleotide messenger RNA. NCBI's taxonomy places the organism in Eukaryota, Metazoa, Arthropoda, Insecta, Orthoptera, Gryllidae. The record is from the annotation of a GenBank genome assembly.
AUGCACCCAAACGCCGAAGACGAAAAAGAGCUUUUUCCAAGUCAGCGCAUCCAGCAGGACGCGUCAGCGGCGGCGGCGGCGGCGCUGGGGGCGGGCGCGGGGGCGGGGGCGGCGGGGGGCGGGCGGGGGGGCGUGCAGCGCGCGCAUCGGGGUGAGCGGCCGGGGCGCCCCAGCGCCCGCGCAGCGGCGCCGGUGUGCGGCUCCGACGGCGUCACCUACAGCAGCCGCUGCCAGCUGCUGCGCGCGCAGUGCAAGGGCGCCGCCGUCACCGUCAAGCACAAGGGCCCCUGCAAGGACGCGCAGCCCUGCUGGACGGACCUGCGCCACGCGCAGUUCAUCCCGCGCCCGCCGCAGCUGCAGCUGUUCGAGCCCCGCUGCUUGGACGACGGCAGCUACGCGCCCGUGCAGUGCCACAACGAGACGGGCUACUGCUGGUGCGUCACGCCGCAGGGCCGGCCCGGAAAUCGGGGACCCGCAGACGCUCGUCGCCAGGAGGACGCAAGAACAAGAAAGGUACGCCUGGCAGCUCCACGGCGCGACAAUAUCUCCUUUGCCUGA